This is a messenger RNA of Cladocopium goreaui, 1845 nucleotides long. The record is from the annotation of a GenBank genome assembly. NCBI's taxonomy places the organism in Eukaryota, Dinophyceae, Suessiales, Symbiodiniaceae.
AUGGCCCUGCCGCCGGCCGAUGGCAUGAGCAGCGCGCAACUGGGACGUGCCGCCAUGGCAAUGGCGCGACAAACAGGGUCCACACCAUAUGUCCUGGAAGCAGCGAAAGACGAGAAAAGGGAUGCCGCUCUGAUCCUCAAGAGUGGCAGCUUCAUCGGGGGUAUGAUCGUUUGGUGCAAGUUUUUUACAACGCCUGCGGACCGCGAUGCCAAGGAAGUGAAGGAAGGCGUCCUGGCGCAGGCCACAAUCCGUGGCCUGUCGCGACGAGUGCAGGACUUGGAGGAUCUCUACAGUGUGAUCUAUGAUCUUUCGGAGUCCGAGACGGAGGAGGUGGAGGUCAUGGCCAAUGGCGCAGUUCCCAAUGCCAGCGAGAUGACAUUGGGGCAGAUGCCGCAUGGCGCACAGGGGCCUCGUACCCUGUUGCCCGCGCUGGCCGCGCGCGCGCACGAGCUGCUGUUGGAGCUGACGCCUGAGGGCUUGACAAAGGUCUUGCGAGCCUUUAGCAAGCAGCGUUUCGAGGACGAGACGUUGUCAGCGCUGCUACUGAAACAAGCCAUCACCAGGUUGCCAUACUUCGAUGCGAAGGACUUGGUCAUGCUUUUGUCGAGCCUGGUGCACACCCAACAACGAACGCAGCUGGGUCCGGUGGCGGAGGAGCUCCGCGAGCGCUGUGGCGAGCUGCGGGGUGCCACGUUGUUGGCUUCGGGUGUGGCGGCGGCAGCCAAGCUGCCGCAACCAGGCGAUGCCAUGCUGCGGCGGGCCGUUUCUCCAUGGGCCAAAGUUGCCCGCUCGCUAUGGACGCCCAGCACGGGCUACAGACCGCGUGGAGACGAUCCACACAAGCGGCCGCGCUUGCGCUUGCGGCAGGGGGCGGAGGCCAAGGUCUUGCGCGGCCACCCCUGGGUCUUGACCAAUGCCAUCAUCAAUGCUGAGGAACUGGUGAAUCGCUCCCCCUGUUUGGUCAACGUAGAGGCUGCGGACGGCGAAGCUUUGGGCGUGGCGUUGUGCAACAGGAGUGGCCCCUUGCCCGUCCGCAUGCUGAGUCGUCAAGCCUUCGUCCGUGUCGACGCCCGUUUCUUUGCCGAGCGUUUCGAACGUGCCUUGCGAUAUCGCGAGAGGCACAUCCCGCUGUUUGGCUUCUCGCCACCAUGUGGGCCCCCUGGCGUAGCGUUCUUCGGCGGCCGCGGGCGCAUUUCGCCGUUCUUCGGCGCCUGGUUGCUGCGGAUCGUGAACAGCGGCUGCGCGGAUGAGGUCUGGAUCGUGCCGUGCGGACCACGACCGGACAAGCCGCAUUUGAAAACCUCUGCCAUGGACAGAUAUUGCAUGUGUCAGAUUGCCGUGAAUUCCUGCUUCGCUCCGGCCUUCCCAGUGAAAGUGCUGGACAUCGAAGCUUACAGAGCCUGGGAUUUUGGAGGGGACACGGCCUUCUACACCUACGAUAUGCUGUGCGAAUUGCGGGACACUUAUCCCGACAUCGACUUCUCCUUCGUCAUCGGUUCGGAUUGGCUGGACGAGGGUCGAAGCCCGCAGAGCUGGAAAUCACUCAACAAAGCUUGGAAACCUGGAAUGCCUGAGGACCAAAAGGUCGUUGUCACAGGAGAUCAGCUGCUACGCGACUUCGACGUGCUGGUCCUGCCGCGGCCGGGGCACGUGCCAAAGCAGCUGGGGCCACGACUGCAGUGGCUGCGGAUGCCAGAGGACUUGGGGCAUUUUUGCGGAUACUUAUGGGAUACUUAUGAGAUCUACUCUGGCAUUUAUUGUUUGGCAUUUUUGAGGAUUUUUGUACCCAAGGUUGUGAACAUGAGCCACCUGCGUUGGUUUUUCCUCGGUAUAAAGAUGGUAUAA